AUGAAUACAAACAACAACUCACCGGACUCACAGUCUAACUCAAAAUCCACACAAAACAACCAAUCUAAAAAUACAAUCGACAAAAUUAAAAUAAUUAACCACAACGUUCAAGGUCUUAACAAUGAUAUAAAACUACAAGAAUGGCUUGAAUAUUGUCAUGAAGAAGAGAUCCAAAUCAUUGUUAUGACUGAAACUAAACUACCACAAUCCACGGCAUCUAGAAAGACCCUUUCUAACCCAUUGUAUAAAAUCUAUACAGCUAAUAAUGAUGUUGACCAUGCAGUGAAUAGAAAGGCAAGCCUUGGUGUUGCCAUUGAAGAUGACUGGAUGCAAUUCGCUAAACAGAUCAGGGAAAAUUUGAAAAGCUUCCCAAUUCCUAGUCUCAGCAUCAACAAUCGAAAAUCUCUAAACCGCUAUACAAACAUCUGGUAUAGUAUAGUGAAGCAAGCAGCUAAAGAUAAUAUACUAUCUGCCAUUAUUGCACCGAAAGUGUUUCAUGCACACUCUUUUAAGACAACUCAAUUGCAUAGAGAACUAAAAGUUGCAAAUAAAACUUUAGCAUUAUUCAAGUCAAUUCACCCACCACUCACGCCUGAUUACAUAAUAUCACAGAUAAAUAAGGAAUUGAAAACCUGA
Dentiscutata erythropus is the source of this 636-nucleotide messenger RNA. NCBI's taxonomy places the organism in Eukaryota, Fungi, Glomeromycota, Glomeromycetes, Diversisporales, Gigasporaceae. The record is from the annotation of a GenBank genome assembly.